Phytophthora sojae is the source of this 4317-nucleotide messenger RNA. RefSeq lists its product as hypothetical. The record is from RefSeq and is a predicted model, not a curated record. NCBI's taxonomy places the organism in Eukaryota, Oomycota, Peronosporomycetes, Peronosporales, Peronosporaceae. The transcript has a single exon. Bases 1260 to 2771 code for a protein of 503 amino acids.
GCCCAAGACCAAGGCGCAGCAGGUGAAGGGUGCAGUCCCGGAGAAGACGGCCGCUCCGGUGAAGAAUACUUCGCCCGUGAAGAACGCUGCUCCAGUGAAGAACGCCGCACCAGUGAAGAAUGUGUCCCCCGUGAAGAACGCGUCGCCUGUCAAGAAUGUGUCUCCCGCGGCCGGCCCGAUACCAGGCACUAUCGCACAGAGCCGAUCGGGUGCGAUCGUGAGCAGCGCUACACCCACUGCCGCCGUGCGCACCGGUCGCGCUGGCAACUCCCGCGGCCGUGCCAUGUAGAGAUGGGGGUGCUGGGCUGCGACUUACAAAAUGAGCUACCAUCGACGUCGUAUGUGCUCGUGUUGCCACUCUCCGCUUGAUUGCAGGGGGGGCGCACGUAGCAUUUAUUUGACCGUAAAGCUAAUAUAAAAACUAAUAAUGUUGAUGGACACACCAGUCUACGAAUGCAUUCGUAUCCGUCUGUUCACCUGCGGCCGCCGCGUUUCCGAGUGCAGCGCUAGCUUUGCUUCCAAUUGUACGGAUACAAUCAACACUUUUUAGCUAUGCUUGUCUGCUUUUGCGCGCUGUGUGAGGACGCAUAUCGAUCAUCGGAACUCUGCCAACUGAAAAGAUCGAUCCGUUGACUUGCGCGUGUUAUCGUAUCCAAUAUUCACAAGCGGCGCAGGCCCGUAGUUGGAUGUGCUCGGUUGGUCUUUCCGCUGCCAGUACCCACAUCACUUGAUUGGGGCCUCAAGUUGAAGUUGCCUACAAUUGCUACAAGUUGAAGUUUAGUAGCUGUUUUGUUAUUUUGGGCUGGUCCCCAACACAAACGCUCGCGACAAGGCACUACAGACACUCGUUAGCAGAGGAUCCGAUCUAAUCGCCAUCCCACGAUCGAGAUCCCGAGUUUCACACACCCCAACUUAGAUGGUGACUACGUCAGGCUGAAGCCGAAAAUAGUGCGGCGUUGUGCUUCCUACUUGGUCGCCCUCGCACGGCUUCGCUUCGCCACCUUAGUCGAAUCCCUCCAGCGUAGGUGAGAAGCACGUCACCGCUCUUGUCGGCUCGGCUCGGCUCGGCCCGGCCCGGCCCGGCCAGCUCGUGAAACUCACGCACGCUCCAAUGCGGUUUGGGUCCGAGCUUUGAGCUCGAGUCCUCUCGCGUCGAGCUCAGCUGUACUCGAGCACGUUCACUUUGCAAUCGACUACCAAGCCAACAAGCGACACAACCAAGCUUUCGAGAGCCUCCGCGCUCCCUGGGCACCCCGAGAAUGACGAACGCUUCAUCGCGACAGAAGGCCAACAACGGCAAGAACAGCGCCAAGAACGCCCCGGCCGCCGCCGCCGCCGCUCCUGCUAACGCGCAGGUGAAGCCAGUCAGCGCCAAGGCCACGGCUGCGGCGACGCAGGCACCCAAGGCCGCGGUCACCGUCGCUGCAGCCCCGACGCGCGAGGUGGCAUCGGCCGGCAAGAAGCCGAACGCCAACAAGAACGACAACGGCGCCAAGAACGCGACGCCGUUCGCGCUGACCGACAUCACUGCCAGCAGUGUGCAGCGCGCGCGCCAGAUCCGCAAGACGGACUUCGAGCGGUUCCAGAAGUUCCACAACUUCUUCGUCGCCAACGACGAGGCCGCGGCGCGCGCCAUCAACGCCAAGGCCAACGCCAAGCGCGAGCAGGUGGACCAGUGGGUGCGCGGCGCCGUGAACCCCAAGGCGCUCACGUGCAUCCAGGAGAUCCAGGAGACCCAGCAGGCGCUGCUCGUGCUGCUCAUCGUGUCGGCCGCGCUCACCAAGUACGGCGAGAAGGAGCUGGGCCGGCGCGACAGCCUCGGCGAGAUGGACAACGUGAUUGGCGCGCGUUUCGGCACGAGCGGCCUGCGUUCCAAGCAGCACGUGCCGCAGGUGGUGGGCAUGAGCUUCGUGCUGCGGCUGGUGCUGGGCCUCGCGCCGGAGAAGCGCGCGGCGUGCCAGCUGCUGCGUGAGAUCCUGAACUACGACGGCCACGCGCGCCUCGUGCUGACGCCCACGACCAAGGGCCUGCAGCCCGCGUUUGGCGCGGCGGCCGCCGACGCGGACGGCUGGGCCACCAUGAACCAGAACCUGCUGAGGCAGAUGGCCAGGCAGGUGCAGUCGGACCGGUUCCAGGAGGCCAUGCAGCAGCUCGGCGGCCAGCACCUGUACGACGCGAUCCGCACGCAGCUCAAGCAGGCCGGCGGCGCGGCGGUGUGGGAGGCCGGCAAGGACCGGCCUGCGCUGCAGGCGAACAACGUCCGUCCUCGCUCAAACUCGGCCGAAAAAGCCGUGAAGCCGCAGCAGAAGCAGAAGCAGGCGCCUCAGCCUGCGAAGAAGAACGCUGGCGGCAAGGCCCAGAUCCAGGCUGUGAAGAAGCACCUGCCCGUGGAGGUCGAGAAGUGGGCGCACGUUCCGCCCCCGGCGCCGGUGGCCGUGAAGGCGGCUGCCAACAACGUCCAGAUCAAGAAGGACGCGGCGGCGCCCAAGACCAACGCGCAGCAGGUGAAGGGUGCAGUCCCGGAGAAGACGGCCGCUCCGGUGAAGAAUACUUCGCCCGUGAAGAACGCUGCUCCAGUGAAGAACGCCGCACCAGUGAAGAAUGUGUCCCCCGUGAAGAACGCGUCGCCUGUCAAGAAUGUGUCUCCCGCGGCCGGCCCGAUACCAGGCACUAUCGCACAGAGCCGAUCGGGUGCGAUCGUGAGCAGCGCUACACCCACUGCCGCCGUGCGCACCGGUCGCGCUGGCAACUCCCGCGGUCGUGCCAUGUAGAGAUGGGGGUGCUGGGCUGCGACUUACAAAAUGAGCUACCAUCGACGUCGUAUGUGCUCGUGUUGCCACUCUCCGCUUGAUUGCAGGGGGGGGCGCACGUAGCAUUUAUUUGACCGUAAAGCUAAUAUAAAAACUAAUAAUGUUGAUGGACACACCAGUCUACGAAUGCAUUCGUAUCCGUCUGUUCACCUGCGGCCGCCGCGUUUCCGAGUGCAGCGCUAGCUUUGCUUCCAAUUGUACGGAUACAAUCAACACUUUUUAGCUAUGCUUGUCUGCUUUUGCGCGCUGUGUGAGGACGCAUAUCGAUCAUCGGAACUCUGCCAACUGAAAAGAUCGAUCCGUUGACUUGCGCGUGUUAUCGUAUCCAAUAUUCACAAGCGGCGCAGGCCCGUAGUUGGAUGUGCUCGGUUGGUCUUUCCGCUGCCAGUACCCACAUCACUUGAUUGGAGCCUCAAGUUGAAGUUGCCUACAAUAGCUACAAGUUGAAGUUUACUAGCUGUUUUGUUAUUUUGGGCUCACGACUCGUGAGUCACGACAAGGGCACUACGUAUGUGGGGAUCCGGGAUUGAGCACUUGGGCAAUUCGGUUAUCACUACGUAGUUCACGGGGUUGUGUCGUGGUAGAAGUCGAAGGUUCUGGACCCACUGAUUCGUUUGUAGAGUGUCUACUCGGUGCGAACUGCACGCUACCAACGAAUUCAGCACUACUUUGCUAGUUAAAACUAAAACAAGGUGGGCAGUUGCUGUUUUUUCUUCCGAUAUUUGGGAAAACUGUACCGUGCGCCUUGGUUAAGUGGGCAGUACCGCAUCACGCCGGGAGAACGAUGAGACACAAAGUGGGCUCAAUACACUGUACUGUAAAAGCCUCCGCGAAUUAAGGUGUUGUCUCCAGCAAGAUUAAUGCCAAUGCGUGCCACCAGUGCAUAGAGAGAUAGCAGCCACCGCGUUUGGUGCCGGUGUUGAAAUCGUCUUGGUCGCGCUGCCCAAUGAUUGUGCCACCAUGAAAAGGUCGACCCGAUGUCAUGUGCCUAAACUUCAGUCAGGAGAUCCGUAGAGUAGCGGCAUCCACUGCGAGUAGCGAGAGCCUCUCACCGAGAGGAGAGGAAAGGAUCACUGCGUCAUUGCUCGCAUCCAUACGAAUCGUCCAGCAAAGGUGGCCACUUCACUCAAAGUGGACGAUUGGCGGUACGUACUGAAUACCGUCCUCUGAUUGGUCAAUACGUGAUCCCAAUCAAGUCAGCGAAGAUAUGUCGGGAUCCGCAAUGCCGGAUACGGAGCUGGAGGUCCGUUAGUCCAGUGUCGGCAUUAGUGAUGGUUCUGAAUUGGACGAGUAAAGAACGUCCAAAACGUCUAAAACGUUCUAAACACUUUAGAAGUGUCCAAAAUGUCCAAAAGUGUCUAAAAGUCAGUACCUCGAACUUGAUGUGCGAUCUUCCCUCUUCCCUCCCUCUGUAAAUCUCCCUCACUGCAAGACAUUCCCCUCCAUGAACACCUUGCCACCCGACGGCGCUCCUGAAACUGCAUCUUGCCUGCGAACCUGCCGAACG